Molecule: messenger RNA, 4883 nt
Organism: Bacillus rossius redtenbacheri
Lineage: Eukaryota; Metazoa; Arthropoda; Insecta; Phasmatodea; Bacillidae
Product: rho guanine nucleotide exchange factor 15-like
Exons: 20
Coding region: 401-4387 (1328 amino acids)
Biological process (GO): activation of GTPase activity
Molecular function (GO): protein binding; guanyl-nucleotide exchange factor activity
Source: RefSeq, a predicted model, not a curated record
UCAUCAGUUCGCCGCCAGAGUGCAGACCGGACGCAGUGCUGAGAAGUGUGCGGGGCUCCUUCGCACUGGACUGUGCAGUGAUUUCACGGGUUGACAGUUCGUGUGUGUGUGCUGCGUGGAACAGUAAUUCGGUGUUGCGAUCCAUUCGCUGAUGUUCCGCACGUAACUAGGUCGACCGCGGGCGUGUGCAGUGACAAACAGGUUAUCUCGCGGGCUCGCGAGGUUACAGCAGACCAAGUACAAGGAGUCUGUGGGCGUGUGCAAGUGUUUUGAAACUCGAGAUACGCACGACCUUGGGACCGGGACGUCUGAAGCGACCGCCAGCAGUACACUGUAAAAAAAAAGAUAUGCCUCGUGGGCCCUGCGCCGCGUGAGGCCAUGAGCACGGGGCGCCGUGGCCAUGAAGGCCAAGCAUCUGGCGGAGGACGUGCGCGGAGACCUGCUGGACCGCCUGCUGGAGCUGCGCCUGGGCGAGGUGUCGCGCCUGGGCAAGUGCGCCCCUGAGGCCGCCAGGCCGCCCAGGAAGCCCAGCUUUAAGACCAAGGGCCGCGCCAGGACCUCCAACGUGGCCAGGCUCGCCUCCCGGUUCACGGAGUACGAGCCCCAGGACUCGGCGGGGGAGCCGCCCCAGAGGCGCCCCGUGGCCCGGCACUCCAGCCUGCUCAAGAUACAGCACGUGGGCAGCGUGAGGGCCGCCAUCAGGAUCUUCGAGGGCGGGCUGUCUGCGCCCCCGGUGGAGCGCGGCACCGACAGUGGCCCUUCCAGCUGCGAGGGCCAGGCCAAGCGCGCACGGCUCGAUGGGCACCAUGUACUUGAGGGCGGCCAUGAGGCGCCCGAGGACAGCGACCCUGUACCCCCGCCAGAACCCCCUGCUCAGAGGCAGGACGAGGACACUGAUCCUGUCCCGCCUCCAGCACCCCCUGAUCAGAGGCAGGACGAGGACACGGCCUCGUGCGCCGUGCGGCCCAACCACUCCUUCCUGUGGGGCCGCCCGAGCGCGGCGGACCCGGGCCCCGACCAGACCCACCAGGCGGUGCGUGUGUUGAUCGACUACGCGGACUACGACGACGCGGGCGCGCAGGACGGGCACAGCUACGAGUACUGCGAGUCGGCGCCCAGCUACGACGACUGCGAGGGCGAGGGCUACGAGUUCGUGGGCGAGGCGCAGGCGCCGGCCGCCGAGGCCAACAUCUACGACGACGUCAGGUGCGCGUCCGACUGCUACGAGUCCGUGUACGCGCUGACGGCCACUCCGCCGGCCAGCCUGGCGGGCAGCUUCUGCGACAAGAGCAACAGCCUGUACGGCGUGGCGGAGCCCCGCUUCGACAGUGCCUCCGUGUCGCAGGCGUCCACGCUGUCGGCCGACUACGCCUCGCACACCUCGACGCUGGAGCGGCCCGGUCCAGGCAGCGAGGCCAGUGACGAGUGGAUGGACAUGGACGGCUCCUACUCGGAGGGUGGCACCGAGGCCGUCAAGGGGCAGGAGCGGCCUCGUGCCAGACGCAGUCCUCGCUGGAGCAGGAAGGUGCGGCGCCAGAGACUGCGCCCCGCCCGUCGCCCGCCCGGCCCCGCCCACCCAGUAUUUGUGUCGUCCUCGUCUGGGGUGUGCGUGGGCGACGGGGGGCACCGGUCCGUGCCUCGCGGGGCUCGCUGCGGGCGUGCCGAGAGCCUCGUGACGUUGCGGGCUGUUGUCUAUGUCGGGGACACGCAGGAGAGCCAGGAAGUGACGUUCCUGGUGGAGAAGGAAGGCGGCGAGACCAGCACGGAGUCGGAGCCCGACCAUCACUACGAGGUGUUGUACGAGCCGGUGGGCCAGAACAACCACAACCACAACCACAACCACAAGCACAACCACAUCACCGAGGAGGAUGACUUCGACUCCUUCGACUCGGACGACUCCAGCGGCACCUUCAAGAAGUCCAGCACGCAGGGAAGCUUCGACGUGGCCAGCGCGAGGCUGCCCGACCUGCCGAGCGGCCAGAACAUCUACGGCAUCACGAAGAUCGCCGAGGCGGCCGGCAAGAAGAUGCUCAAGUUCCGCAAGAGCCUCAGCAGGAUGCGGACCAAGCGGAACAGCACCGACCUCGGCGUCUUGGCAGUGGCGCCGGCGAGGACGCCCUCCCCGCCCGAGCCGAGCCCGCCGCCCCCUCCGCCGCCCCCCGCGCCGGGGGAGAAGACUGCGUCGGCCGCGAGCCUGGCGCGCCGCAAGUACUGGUCGCUGCGUCGCUUCAGGCGCAGCCUGUCCUCGGUGAGCCAGUACCCGCCCGCGCUGCCCCACCGGGGCGCCAAGGAGACGGCCACCUUCUACCUCACGCCCGCCGUGGACGUCGACUCUGGGGCCCCCUCCCCGGCCCCGGCCCUGCAGGAGAGGAGGAGCAGUGCCGGCUGCUCCGAGGCCGGCGACGCGCCGUCCAGUCGGCCGAGCUGUGGCACGCUGGGGCAGGAGGCGGCGGCCAGGCGACGGCCCCCGCUGGAGCGCCCCCACUCCCCGCCGCCCCUGCCCCCCUCCGCGCCCCCAGAGAUACCAAAGCGAGUGCCGAGGCGACAAGAGAAGAAGACUGGGAACAGCUCGUGGUACGCCGAGUGCGGCUUGUUUGACCAGGCCGAGCUGGCCAACCGCAACCACAGCGAUGGCCAAAGACGAAGUUCGGCCAAGUCGGACAAGCCGAAUUCGUAUUCUCUGUACGCAGAGGUGGGCCUGUGGGACGCCGCGGCGUACAGUCAAGACACGAGCCAGUCCUCCGGCGGCAGCGACAACGCGUACGGGUACGACGUCAAGGACGUCGCUGAGACGAGGUUCGCAAACGAGCCGCUGUACCAGUUCUACACCGCAGCUGUGGCCGAGCAGGCGCAGGGCGGCGCCCGCGGAGACACGGACUCGGACGGCUACGAGGAGAUCUGCGACCUGGGCUCCCCCGCAGUACCGGCGCCCCGCCCCUCCGCCAUGGAGCUGAUCCGGCCGCGGGACGGCCGGCAGCGCACCCUCUGGUGCGAGCUCCCGGAGGUGCUGGGCAGCCAAGUGCUCUGUACUAUCAACGCUCAUCAGAGGAAGCUUCAGGAAGCCAAGUUUGAACUCAUCACGUCGGAAGCGUCGUACGUCAACUCCCUGAACAUGCUGGAGAAGCACUUUAUGUCCAGCCGGGAGCUGCGCGACGAGACCAUCCUGUCGAAGAACGACAGGCGCACCUUGUUUUCCAACGUACUGCCAGUGAGGAAUUGCUCAACGAAGUUCCUGAGCGACUUGGAGGCGUGCUGGCAGGACAGCGUGAUGCUGCACGGGAUAUGCGACGUCAUAUACGAGCACGCCACCAGUCACUUCGGGGUGUACGUCAAGUACUGCUCCAACCAGAUAUACUUGGACCGCACGCUUCGCAGGCUCAAGGAGCAGCACGGCCGGUUCGCGGACGCCCUGGCGCAGCUGGAGGCGGGCCCCGUGUGCCAGUCGCUGUCCCUGCACUCGUUCCUGAUGCUGCCCAUGCAGCGGAUCACGCGCCUGCCGCUGCUGGUGGAUGCCGUGCUGACGCGCCUGGAUCCCGGCGACGACGAGUUCCCCUCAUGCCGCCUCGCCCUCGCCGCCCUCAACAACGUGGUGCAGGAGUGCAACGAGGGGGCGCGCCGUAUGGAGCGCAUGGAGGAGAUCCUGAUCCUGAACCGCCAGCUGGAGUUCCCCAAGGAGCUGAGGGCGCUGCCCAUCAUCUCCAGCUCGCGCUGGCUGGUCAAGAAGGGGGAGCUGACCCACAUCGUGUGGAGGGGCGACGAGGGCAAGCUCACCUUUGGCAGGAAGUUCUCCAAGGUCGCGCUGCACGUCUUCCUCUUCACCGACGUGCUCAUCAUCACCAAGAAGAAGAGCGAGGACAGCUACGUGGUGGUGGACUACUGCCAGCGCAGCCUGCUGCAGAUGGCCGUGGCGGGCGACGUGCCGCACCUGCCCGUCAAGUUCACCGCCGACCACUCCCGCCACCUGCUGCUGCUCACCAUGCUGCAGAACCACGACAACAAGACCGUGGAGAUGGUGCUGUCCUGCCCGCUGGAGUCGGACCGGCAGCGCUGGCUGGAGGCCGUGACGCCUCCCGCGGCGGCCCCCGGGGAGACGGUGUACCCCGAGUGGGACACGCCCCAGGUCACGGCCGUGCACCCCUACACGGCGCGCCAGCCCGACGAGCUGUCCCUGGGCACGGCGGACGUCGUCAACGUGCUCCGCAAGAUGCCCGACGGCUGGUACCAGGGGGAGCGACUGCGCGACGGGGAGACGGGCUGGUUCCCGGGCAACCACACGGUGGAGGUGGGGUCGGCCCACGUGCGCGCUCGCAACCUGAAGCAGCGCUACCGCCUGCUGGCGCUCUCAGGCAACUACCUGGCGCAGGCCCGGGAGAAGGGCAGCCGGUAGACACUCAGUGUUUCAUCACGUCUGCGAGUGUUUUUUUCAAUGCCGUUAUGUGAGUGUUCUUGUAUUUUCUAUUACCAUUAUUUAAAAGAAUUAAACCUCUGUAACAUAAAAACUACUGUGAUAAAACUAACGUAAUUCUGUUUCAAAUGUUGAUGGUAUUUUACUAUGUUCAUGUAUCGAUUACCAUAAAUACCAUUACUAUGAUAUUUUAAAUUUUUUUAAAUUUGUAUUUAUUACAAUGCAUUAUGUAAAACAAUACAACUAUAAAUUUUGAUCCAAAAACCUGCGUGAAGCAGAUAAGUAUAGUUUCUAUGUUAUGUACUUAAAAGAUUCACACGAGUCAUACCUAUGUCCCCGAUGUGUUGAUCUGACGAUUUUCGAUGUUACAUGAAAAUGCAUCAGCAAGAAAAAGUAUUUUUGUACCUAGUUAUGAUAUUGUUAAACUGUGUAUUAUAAAUUAUUAAUAUAAAAUAAACAAAAUAUAUUGUUAUGCAAA